Messenger RNA from Athalia rosae (coleseed sawfly), 3262 nucleotides. Its product is annotated as protein lev-9-like. Gene Ontology annotation, molecular function: peptidase inhibitor activity. Lineage: Eukaryota; Metazoa; Arthropoda; Insecta; Hymenoptera; Athaliidae. The transcript has 4 exons. The coding region runs from base 317 to 2383 and encodes 688 amino acids. The record is from RefSeq and is a predicted model, not a curated record. Gene Ontology annotation, cellular component: extracellular region.
UCGUCGCCGUUCGUACGUACAGUAGACGUGAAAGGGGAGCAAGAGACUAUUUACAGUCCGCAGUGGUAGGUAUCAGACUACUCUGUGUUGAAAUGACAAAGUACUCGACAUAAUGAACUCACAAAGACCCUGCGGGUGUUUCGCUCAGUCGUCAAACUCACGUGAGGAGUUGGCUUCGCUUCCCUCUGAAGCAGCUCGAUUCAAUGAAGAUACGCCGACCGAGUACGAAAGGAAUGUGAUUACCAUCUGAUAGUGAGCGACGGUCAUCCUCUGACUCAGAGUUAAAGUCGCGCGCAAGGCGAGAGGUUCUCCGAUUAUGAGACUACGUGGUAUUUAUCUGCUGUUCCUGGUCCUCUGCUGCAACAUAUUCAUCUCGAAAUCGACGAAAUACAAUCAGCAAAGUUCCAACGACGAUGACGAUGACUGGGACGACGAGGAUGACGAAGAAGGGGACGACAGCAACGAGGGAAACCAAAAACCGGAUCUCGACGACGACGGACGAAGAUACAAAAAUCCCAGAAAUUCGCCGUCCUCCAUGUGUCCCCGUGACGAGGAGCAGGCUGAACGACUGAGCCAGAAAUGUUUGAGAAAAUGCUCCACCGACGAGGACUGCAAGAGCAAAAAGAAAAAGUGCCGUUGCGACGGAGCCUGCGGAAUGUCCUGCAUAAAACCGGAUCGUGAAUGCCCGGAGCUUCCCGAAAUCCCCUACGCCACCAUGACGAUCAAUGAAAGAUUUUUCGGGGAUACGGUCAAGUACGUUUGCGAUCCCGGUUACUUCGCCGUCGGUCUUUCCACCAGAUCCUGCAGAGCUGACGGCCAGUGGACGGGCUCGACGCCGGCUUGCAAGAAGGAUACCAACACUUUCUGCGGGGAACCACCGAAAGUGAAGAACGCGCGGAACAACGCACUCCCCGAACAAACGACCUUCGAUCUCGACAGCACCGUGCAAUAUUUCUGCCAUCACGGUCACGCUACCGAUGGAUUUCUCACCGCCAAGUGCCUCACCAAGAAUAAAACCCCCGCCGCAUGGUUCGGUCCCGAUAUCUCCUGCAAACCGAUGGACUGCGGACCGCCGACGAACAUCCCGAACGGGUGGCACGCUGGUGAAUGCUACACCUACGACUGUCGGGUGUCGUAUCACUGUGCUCAAGAUUUUGAGUUGGUCGGUCGAAGGGAGAAGGUUUGCUCCGCCGAGGGAACGUGGACACCCAAAGAGUCGCCGCAAUGCGUUCAGGUCAGCUCCGUGCAAUGUCCACCUCCAGAGAGCCCGAGGCAUGGCAAAGCAAUUUACACAUCUUGCGCGUUCAAUGCAAUUGUCUCAUACGAGUGUAGUUACGGGUAUGCGGUAGUUGGGGACACGAAUAGACGAUGUCUAGCUGAUAAAAAAUGGUCCGGACAGCCUCCGCUCUGCAAGGAAAUAAACUGCGGACAUCCGGGUAUUUUGUACAACGGGUGGAUCGAAAAUAUUGAAUCAGGCGCAAGCAUAAUCUUUCGCUGCAACGCCGACAUGAAAUUGGAGGGAAAUACCUCCUCGGUAUGCCAGAUUGACGGACGUUGGCGUUAUCCUGUACCGCGUUGUUUAGCGCGUUGCAUCGUCCCCGUGAUACAAAAGGGUUACGUAGCGGUCGCGAACCGCUCCAAGGACAGGAUCAACAACGUAUCGGUCGUGGAACAUGGUGAAAAAUUGAUCGUCGUGUGCCAACCGAAUUACGAGUUUCCCGCCAACAAAACACCGGUGGUAUGCAAUAACGGCACGUGGACAAUAAUACCACGAUGCAAACCGGCCCGGUGCAAGCAAAUGCCGAGAGCGCCGAGAAAUGGGAUGGUCAUCGCUCCGAAGACGGAACAUGGGAUGAGAGCGGUCUUCAAAUGCAAAGAUGGCUUCGAACUCAUUCUCAAAGGCGACUCGCACUACGUUGAAUGCAGUUUUGGUAAUUGGACGGGCGAAAUUCCUUACUGUCGCGAAGUGUUCUGCCCAUUUCCUGGCUACAUAACUAACGGGAAAGUUUUGCUCGUAGGGAAUAUGGGAGUCUAUGACUUUAGGCCGUACGUUAAAAAAAUCGUAAACAAUAAACAGAUUAUGUACGACUGUGACCGGGGGUACGUGUUGAGCGAAGGUGCACCCGGUGCUACGUGCAUAGGGGGUAAUUGGAGUCCGAAAGAAUUGCCGAAAUGCGUACUGGGUCAACAUCCACGAUUGAGAUGGAGCCGGAGGAGGAGAUCCCUCAUCAAGCUGCUGCGGAAUAGUAACGAAAAUUCGGAUCGCUACGAGAGAAUAAAGGAUCACUAUUUUAAGAAAAUGACGGAGCAGUAUCUGCACUUGAAGGAACUGCAAGCUCGGAAACAACCGAAUCGUAGAUUGACGGCGAUACUUAGAGACUAGAAAACGAGCUUGAUAGGAUUAAAAAAACCCGGAGCUAUGCGAUUUAUUUUCCUUCGUAGAUUUAAAAGAAACGUUUUCUGUGACCUUUAAUCAAGAUUUAGAAUACAACCAUUUCGCGGAGAGAAUCUCUGUUCAACGAUAAAUUUCGUUAGACAUUCGUACCCAUAUUCUGACGAUGGAUAUGACUUAUAUGUUCGCUCGGAACAAAUCAUAUAGCUAAUAAUAAAUUAAUCAACAAUUAACACGAGUAGGACCAAAGAUCAUUUUUAGGAAUGUAUGCAAAAAUAUUGUAUUGUAUGAUCAAGAUAUAUUUAAUGGAAUGAUAAAGAGCUUUUCUGCACGAACUUCUACCAGGAAUAAACAAUCACUACCGACAAGAAACUAUGUAUUGUGAUGAAUGAAACUUGUCGAUUUUUAAUAAGUAAAUCUAAUAAUUUCGCCAACUUUAAUCGAAGUGUGAUCAAUAUGCCUUUUCGUAGAUGAUUCUAUGCAUAACGUAAUAAACAUUUUUAUAGAUUCUUCUGAAUCAUUCAACUGCAAUCACUUUCAGUGCGCGCCAAAUAUUGAACGAUUGAAAGGAUGAUAUAAAAUUAGAAUUCGCGCCUUUCAUUCGGGAUGAUUCGGGAAUCAGAUGCGUGCGCCUUACUCGAACGGCAUUUUCGCGCCGUUUUCUGAGGGAUUCAAUGAACGAUGGCUGCAAAUUGCGCGGACAGAAGACCGAGCUGUGAUCGAGCAUAACCACUUCAGACAGAGUUGAUGCAAAGCUGGGAUUCGCGCAGUUCCGCGUAUAUUAUUUUGUGUUCACUAAUUCACUGUUAUUCGUAAGGUGAAUAAAAUUAAUGUGUGUCGUGACCAUUAACUGGAAAAAAAAUGUCUAAA